GCCAAUUGGGCCAAAUUUGAGCCUGAAACCGUGCUAUGGCAGUGUCCACCGGUGCUGAGGCCACCAGGGCCCUGUCAUCGCCAAAGUGCCACUCGUUUUAUCCGUCCGUGACGCGUAAACUUGGGCAUCAUCACCGACGCGAAACUUUUCACGCGUACCGGUUGCCCUCGCCUUGAAGAAACUCGGAGCAACAGCCAUAUUACCGUGGUGUGUAUGUGGAGGAGACUCGUCACGUUUCCACUAGUACACAGCAGCCCUCUCAUUGUCGUCAACAACUACCGAAUUGGACUGAAAUCGACCGUCAUGGCUGGCAACAGAGACAUCUUUGCUAUGCUCUCGAAGAAGAGGUCAUUGGAGCCUACUCCUCCAAGGAGCGACGAGGUUCCACGCGCUGAGAAGAAGCUGAAGCCUGAUGAGACCGUGGUGGAACCACACGGAGAUCACUCGCCACCGGAAGAGGACCUUGCGUACGACUCUGAGACUGAGAAGAAGGACUUUGAGGAUGCCAGGGAAAUCCUCAAGCUGGAACAGCACAAGGCUCCGAAGAAGAUGGAAACAAAGAUGGCUGCUGCGAAGCCCAUCCCGUACGCUGCGCUGGUCGAGGUGUUUGAGCAGAUCGAGUCGACGUCCAAGAGACUGGAGAUCAUCCAAUUGACCUCUGAUUUCUUCCUAAGCGUGCUGGAGACCAACCAGGAUGAUUUGAUCCCGAUCACCUAUCUCUUCAUCAACAGGCUGGGCCCUGAUUACGAGGGACUGGAGCUGGGAUUGGGGGAAACCAUCCUGAUCAAGACGAUAGCAGAAAGCACUGGGAAAUCCACCCAACAGGUGAAGCUGAAGUACAAGGAAACCGGUGAUUUGGGAACCAUUGCGCUGCAGGCAAGAAACGUCCAGCCAACGAUGUUCAAGCCCAAACCGUUGACCGUGAACGUUGUGUUUGCCAAUUUGAAGGAGAUUGCCCUGGCAUCCGGUAACAAGUCCCAGGAGAAGAAGAUCAACAUCAUAAAGAGAAUGCUGACUGCGUCUCAAGGGUUGGAGGCCAAGUUCCUCAUCAGAACAUUGGAGUCCAAGUUGAGAAUUGGGCUGGCAGAGAAGACGGUGCUGAUAUCUCUGGCAAAGGCCCUGGUUACGCAUGAGACCAGGCUCAAAGGCAAGUCCUCCAAGAGCUUGACACCAGAGUUGUUUGUGAAGGCAGAGGAAAGGAUCAGAGAUGCCUUUUGUCAGAUCCCCAACUAUGAGAUCUUGAUCAAGACUGCGCUGGAGUACGGUGUCCUGAAUCUGGACAAGCACUGCAGCCUGAAGCCUGGUAUUCCAUUGAAGCCGAUGUUAGCCAAACCUACCAAGUCCAUUGGUGAAAUCCUCGACAGAUUCACCGGCGAGGAGUUCACCUGUGAAUACAAAUAUGACGGUGAAAGGGCUCAGGUCCACCUGCUGGACAACGGACAGGUGAAAGUGUACUCCAGAAACUCUGAGGACAUGUCCCAGAGAUAUCCGGACAUCGUUGACAGUGUCAAGGGCUUUCUCAAGACAGAUCAACACACCAAAUCGUUGAUCCUGGACUGCGAAGCAGUCGCAUGGAGCAGAGAGGACAACAAGAUCUUACCCUUCCAAGUGUUGAGCACCAGAAAGCGCAAGGAUGUCAACGCAGAUGACAUCAAAGUGCAAGUGUGCCUGUUUGCGUUCGACAUUCUAUGCUACAACGAUGAGCCAUUGAUCCAGAAGCCCUUGAGACAGAGACGUGAGGUGCUGUACAAGGUCACAACGCCUGUUGCUGGCAAAUUCCAGUACGCAACCAGCAAGACCACUUCAAACGUCGAGGAGCUGCAACAGUUCCUGGAUGAGUCCGUCAAGGCUUCAUGUGAAGGGCUAAUGGUGAAGACUCUGGACACAGACCCUUACAGACCGAGCCAACGGUCCAAUUCCUGGCUGAAGCUGAAGAAGGAUUACCUCGCUGGUGUUGGCGAUUCGCUCGACCUCGUCGUCGUUGGUGCCUACUACGGCAAGGGUAAGAGAACAGGAACGUACGGUGGGUUCCUGCUGGCGUCUUAUAACCAGGAUAACGGCGAAUAUGAGACGUGUUGUAAGAUUGGAACAGGGUUCUCGGACGACAUGUUGAAACAGCUCUACGAGAAGCUCUCCAAGACCGAGACCGAAACACCGGAUGCCUCUUACAUCUACGACACUGGUGCUGAGCCAGACGUGUGGUUCGAGCCCACCACGCUGUUUGAAGUGCUAACGGCUGAUCUAUCGCUCAGUCCCGUGUAUAAGGCCGGGGCAGACGUGUUUGGCCGUGGUGUUUCACUGAGAUUCCCAAGGUUCUUGAGAAUAAGAGAUGACAAGUCAAUUGAAGAUGCCACGUCCAGUGAGCAGGUUGUGGAGUUCUACGAAAGACAGAGUGCUGUUCAGAAUUGAUGAUUUUAGUUGGUUCAUAGCCGUUGGGCUGAAGCUCUUUGCAGUUGAUUCUCUGCUGGGG
Molecule: messenger RNA, 2470 nt
Organism: Williopsis jadinii
Lineage: Eukaryota; Fungi; Ascomycota; Saccharomycetes; Phaffomycetales; Wickerhamomycetaceae
Gene: CDC9
Product: DNA ligase (ATP) CDC9
Exons: 1
Coding region: 304-2409 (701 amino acids)
Biological process (GO): DNA recombination; Okazaki fragment processing involved in mitotic DNA replication; lagging strand elongation
Cellular component (GO): mitochondrion; nucleus
Molecular function (GO): DNA ligase (ATP) activity; DNA binding; ATP binding
Source: RefSeq, a predicted model, not a curated record